AGCUAGAAAGGUUACCAGCAGAGCCAAACGCUUCUUUAACUUAACUCAUAAGUUGGUUGACAUUAAUUAGACACCGUGGUUGAGCACAUUGAGCAUGAGAAUGAGAGAGAAGUAGAAACACUGCCAAGUCUUUUCAAUAAACUUCUAUCGAGCGACUACUUUUUACCUGAGGGAAAAAUCUAUGCUGAGGUUGGUCAAAAUGUCUAUUGUCUGUCGUUAGCUAGCUAAGUUAGCGAGUGUUAGACGAGCGGAGGUGAAAUUUGCAGCAUUUUUUUCCAUUUUCAGGCUGGACGCGAUGGCAGAUUUGUCGUUGCUGAUGUUCUUUGUUCGUUACUGUAGCUUAGGGGGCUAAUCGUAAGCUAACUGGUAAGAUAAUCAGAGCUGCUGAACGCCGUGUCUGUGGCUAGCUGGCAGUUUCUCUGAGGUGGUCGUUGACCAGAGCGCUGGUCACAUCACGACUGAGACUCAUUCAGAGGUCAGAUACUGGUGUGUGCUGCAGGGUUGUUUGUGCUCCUGACGCAGUGGCAUUAUAUUAACACACCAUAGAUACCAACAGGUUAGUCAGUUUGGUGGCUGACAAACUUAAAUCGCAAAUAAUGACACUUAAAUGCAUGGAGCAAAAAUUAGUCCCUCUUGGCUAGCGCUGCUGAGCUAGCAGGGCUGGUCAGUGCAGAUGCUCGGCGAUAGGUGCUUGCCCUCACAUUUGAACCACUUGAAAGCAUAGGAUGUUAUUUUGACAGUAUUCACUUCGACACAAUUUCACGGUCAACAACCGAGUAGUUGUUAGUUAUGCCUCUAAAUUGUAAAGACAACUCCCUGUUCAGGUGGACUGUCCUUCAGCUUGAAAGGCCCAGACAGGUUCAAGCCCCCGUCGCAACAAAGCAUCCGCCCUGCUGAAGUGUCCUUGAGCAGGACAAUGGAUGUCUUCCAGGGUGGAGGCACUGUUGUGUCGCUGAUUCCCCCUCCCCAUCCGUAGAAGGGGACAAGUGACAAGAACACUCACAAGCUGAACAAGAAUGAAAUAAAAACACAGUCACUGAAUGAGUCCUUGAAGGGAUUACUAUCGUUGUAGGCUACAGUUGAGAGAUGGGCUCUGAAAACCCAGACGACUUUGGACCAACUGUGAUAAUCGCAGAGGAAGAUCAGCAAGAAAUAGGAGGUCUGAUCAACUCUGAUGGGGAGGAAGUCGAUUUCUCAGAUCUCAGAGAGCGUGCCGUCCCUGGCAUUGGAAUUGUAGAGGCUCCCUCAAAGACAUUUGAUCAGGCUGAGAAUGAAAAACCGCCGUCUCUUCACAGCUGCUCGGUCUGUGGCAAAGACUUCCCUUACGCCUCUAAACUUCAGCGCCACCUACGCACUCACUCAGGAGAGAGGCCUUUCCCCUGCUCCAUGUGUGAAAAGAGGUUUCCAGAGAAAGGACUUCUCAUGAUCCAUGAAAGGGUCCACACAGGAGAGAAGCCAUUCCCAUGCACUUUCUGUGAGAAACGAUUUGCCAGUCAGGGGGAGCUCAGGCUACACCGGCGGACACACACCGGCGAGAGGCCGUAUCACUGCUCCAUCUGUCUGAAGAGCUUUUCUCGUCACUGGCACCUGAAAACACAUUUAGAGGCGAUGCACUCUGAGGUUGUCGCUGGCUUUACGAGGAAGAAGUUUCCGUGUUCGGACUGCGAUAAGAGCUGUAACUCAGCAGCCGAGCUGAGAGAUCAUCAGAGGACUCACACUGGAGAGAGGCCCUACCAGUGCUCUUUCUGUGACAAGCGGUUUGCCUUGUCCGGUACUCUUGUGAGACACGAGCGCCUCCAUACUGGCAUUACACCCUACCACUGCUCUGACUGUGGGAAGACAUUUGCGCAGCAGUGGACACUGACAACACACAUGCGGACUCACACGGGAGAGAAACCUUACAGCUGCACACAGUGUGAUAAGUCUUUUGUAGCUCCUGGAGAGCUCCGGAGACACACCAGGAUCCACACCGGAGAAAAGCCGUACACCUGCACAGACUGUGGGAGGCAUUUUUCACUGGCAGGAACUCUCAGAAACCACAAACGGUCAUGUACACAGAACAAAAAUGAAUCCGUUUCAGGUGUCAUCUCAGGCCCAGUCCAAGCUCCAGCUGGUGAAUCAUCCCAGAAAGACCUGACCAACAAUAUCAGCUCUGAGGCGUCUGGCAGACAGAGUUUACCCUGUCGAGUUGAGCCCCGUUCUUCAGAGGGCGUUAACUGUGACAAAGCAACUCAGCACGAAAGUAACCAGAGGGAACCAGAAGACCGACAGGAAGACGCCACAUCCAGUCCACAAAUGAAUGUAAUUGUGAAAGAGGAGGAAGAAGAGGAACCUUUGUGUGUAGAAGAAGCUCCUGACCAGGUGUCCGGGAGUGAGGAUUGUACCAUGCCAGAGGAAACUGAAGAGCAGCAGCAGGAAAGCAACACAGAAAUUAGGAUAACAGUAAAAGAGGAAGAAGAGGAACUUGUCAACAUGUCUGGAGAGGAUCCCGAUUGUGUCCCUGACAGUAAAAGUCAAAGUCCUCUAUUAUCACCAGGGCAGGAACAGUUUAACAACAAUCUAACAAAGAGCUCUUACUGCUGUGGGCUUUGUGGAAGAGACUGUCACAAGAUGUCUGCGCUGCAAAUCCACAUGCGAAUUCACUCGGGAGAGAAACCUUACCAGUGCACACUGUGUGGGAAGCAGUUCACCCAAAAAGGUCAACUCAAAGGUCACCAGAAAGUCCACACAGGAGAGAAACCGUUCUCCUGCCCGGACUGUGGGAAGAGCUUUGCCCACUCGGGGGCCAUGAACAGACACCGGCUCACACACACAGGAGAGAGGCCCUACCACUGCUCCGUGUGCGACCGGAGCUUCAACCAGUCCGGCCGCUUGAGGGAACAUGAGAAAAUCCACUUUGGGGAGAAGUUUGACUGUCCCGAGUGUGAAAAGAGUUUCACACGAGCUUCAAGCCUCAAGAACCAUUUCAGGCUUCACACAGGAGAGAGGCCGUAUGGCUGCGAUGUCUGCGGGAGAGGAUUCAGCCGCUCACAAAGCCUGAGGCUCCACAAACGAAAACAUGAGCUGAUUCAGACUGAGGGGGAGUCUGCAUUCAGUGUGAAGAAUGAUGAAUUCUCACAGAGUGACGAUAACUCUCCAAUUAAUAUGUGUAUUACAGACAAAAACGACUUAUAAUGUAUUUAUAUAAACCAUACAGAUAUGUGCCAGUAGUGCUAUAACAGUACAGGAUUUUAGGCAGUAGAACAUGAACUGAGAGAAGAGAAGUAAGUGACUACCUCUGUGAAUAGACCAUUAUUAAACCUUUAUGUGGUGAUUCACCCAAAAAGUAUUAAAGCUAAAAUAUUUAACUCCCGGAAAGGUGCAGACAAAUUCAUAAACAGACACAAACCAGUUAACGUUAAGCAACUAGCAACACAAUUUCAGACAAAACUACUAAACAAAUAUUUACUACAAACAACAAACUUUUGUAAAAUCUUGGAAGCUGAUAAGAUGAUAAAUUUUAGAGUUCAUAUUUGCUCUUGUUUAUCACUCUUGCCUAUGUUAGUUGCGUUGGAAUAUCAUGGCUUUUAUGGUAGUACAAAUGAGUCAUUUAAGGUUUGUGAUUUCACUUUGUCCAUGCAGUAUUUUUCAUUAAAACUAAUCGUGUAUGUGGAAAUUGGAUUGAAGAAUAAUUAUGUUUAUUCGAGGCCAAUGAGCAGUCAAGGAAUCAGGUGAAACUGAAGUUCAUUCUUUGGGAAACAUACUCAGUAAUGAAACAGUGGGAUUAUAUUCAUCAGGUGUUGCCAAAACCAUUCUGCCUUAGUGGUGAUUAAUUU
Messenger RNA from Toxotes jaculatrix (banded archerfish), 3815 nucleotides. Its product is annotated as zinc finger protein 835-like. The record is from RefSeq and is a predicted model, not a curated record. The transcript is spliced from 6 exons. Gene Ontology annotation, biological process: regulation of transcription by RNA polymerase II. Gene Ontology annotation, cellular component: nucleus. Gene Ontology annotation, molecular function: DNA-binding transcription factor activity, RNA polymerase II-specific; RNA polymerase II cis-regulatory region sequence-specific DNA binding. Bases 1087 to 3174 code for a protein of 695 amino acids. NCBI's taxonomy places the organism in Eukaryota, Metazoa, Chordata, Actinopteri, Toxotidae.